CCUACUCUGAUUUAAUGGCGACCGGACCGACUUGCCUACUACGUGUUUGACAUAGAAAAUACUUUUGUAGCUGAUUCUCGACAGUUCCCCGAGCCACUCAAUCUUCGUGAAGAGUGAAAAUAGUUGUCAACGUAGAUUGUUGAUCCGUGCGCUCUCGUGCUUCCAUAUUCCCGUCGAUCCCCGUUACCCACGACCGGACCCCUGGAGAAAAGUGUGUGUGUCGCAAAGUGCCUAAAAUUUCGCCUUGCCUUGUCGCUGGCUCUCAAAGUUGAAUACCUAUAAUGGCGAGGCUCACAAAGGUCUACAAUACGGACGACGAUGACUCCGGUUAUGUUGGCCGCAGGAAUUUGCCCCUGGUGGCUGGCGAUAAGUUAAUGAUGCUCAUGGACCUGAAUAGCAAAGGACUGGUUAUCGACAGCCCACUGAUACGCGGACGCGACCUGGAGGAGUUCUCGCGCAAAUUCAAACUGCUGACAGAGGCCGAGCGCCGACAGUCAUUGGAGAUUGAUAGCGCCAGCUUCAUGUCUGUCCUCAACCAGUGCGUUCAAUGCGUGGGCUGCCGCCGGCGUGUGGAGCGGCUGUUCCACCAACUAACCGAGUCUGGACACCGGACGCUAGAUCCAUUGGAGCUACGCCCAUCAGCUACCCUUGGCAUUGUCGAGGAGAAGCUUAAAACUCCGCAGGCACUUGGGACUUUGCUUUACCGGCAUCAUGAAGUGCUGAAUAACCUGCUGGACAACAAACUGCGCAACAAGACGCGCUGCGUCCUCCAUUCGCUGGAUGCCUUCCGCGCCAAACCGUUUUCGGAGACGUGGCGCGAGGUGUGGUCCGCCAUGAAAAGCAACUGUCGAAACGAGUUGACCAUCAUCGAGACCAAGGAACUGCAUGAGGUGCUCGAGAACUACCUAAAGAAGCACAAGUUUUGCUCUGGCUGCCGGACAAAGAUUGAGCGCGCCUACAAAAUACUCAUUGGAGAGAUAUCGGCCAAGGAGAAGGGUUACGCGGCCCAGCUGUACGCCCAUAUCCGCAAGUGCGUUCCCGACCAGCACAUCCACGUGAGCACCAACAAGAUAGAGUUCCUGGACGCACUGAUUAAGCGCGCUGAGCCCGAGGUAAACGGUAGCUACUCGAAGCUACGUGAACGCCACGCGAAGACGCUGGAGAUCGCCCAGGAAGAGGUGCUGACCUGCGUUGGCAUGAUUAUGUACGAACGGCUUCGUCGCAUCUAUGUGAGUCUGCGAGAGGAGGAGCGCGCCUGCCAGGUGCUGGCCGCUGUGGGUGUCCACGCCCUUUGCCGCAGCUUCGACACCUUCGUGGAGCAGAAACAGGGAAUCAGCAACCUGGAGCUUCUCUACCAGGAGAUCAGUCGAGCGGAGAGGGCCAAGCAGAUCAAGCGCGAGCAGAAGAAGCUCAAGAAAAAGAAGAAGAAGGACGAGAAAAAGAACCUGUUGCAUCGACAGUGCGAGGAUACUGAAGCCAACGAGUCCGAUGAUGAAGAGGAGGAAGAUUUGGAAAAGGAGGAGCUAGAUCAGGAGGAGGAGGAGACUCAGGAGCACCAUUUGGAGCUAAGCGAUCCAGGUGCCGACGAUGGCAUUGUUAUAGAAGCACCGCACCCGGAGCCAGAACCCGAGCCCACGUCCAAGCCAACGAAAUCGAAACCGAAGAAGCAAGCGAAGAAAAAGAAGCAGAAACCAACGGUCUCUAAGAAGGCCCUUAAUCCGAUGCAGAUGCAGCCCACGGUUAGCAUCCAACCCUUGGACGACGAUCAUGAUCAACUGUACGUGGCCAGCUGUAUCUUGUCGAGCGUCGCUAAAACGGACGGCGGUGAUAAGUGUGAGGAGUGCCUGGCCCCCAUUCUUAAUUGCCCGUGUGAGCAGGAUGUGCGCGAUUCUGGUUACGGCAGCGAUCCCACUUCGCACGCCGAUUCGCGGACAUCCAGCGUCGUUUCGUCGCCUGAGGGAUCUGAGGUGUCUUGCUCGGACGGACUGUGUAAUCACGACGGCCACGACGAGGAUUCAGACAGCUUAGCGGCGCGAAAAAACUACGUCUCUGACCUAUUGUUUUAUGGUCAACAGUCGCAGUUGGAUCACAAGUUUUCAUUGUUGCAGAUGUGGGACGACUUCGACGAAUACGACGACAAAGACGAGGAGAGCUAUUACAUUCCCCAGGAGGUGGUGCUGGCCUUCAAAUGCCACCAGGAGCAGGUACAGCGACAGCGGGAGCAGCUCCGCGCCAAGCUGCGUGCCAACUUUGAGCGUAUGUGCCUGCAGCACGGUGUGCAGACGCAGGUGCGGAAAUCGAAGCGGGUAACUUCUGCUCUGGCUGGCCAUUAAAAAACGCAUUCAACCGUUGUAGUUAUUCAGUCGAGCGUGGCGAUUUUUAAAAAUAUGCCCGCAUGCAUUAAAAGUACAUAUAAUUUUUUGUUUUUGAAAUAAAUGAAGUAUACAAAGUUA
Molecule: messenger RNA, 2453 nt
Organism: Drosophila eugracilis
Lineage: Eukaryota; Metazoa; Arthropoda; Insecta; Diptera; Drosophilidae
Product: gametogenetin-binding protein 2-like
Exons: 4
Coding region: 282-2333 (683 amino acids)
Cellular component (GO): cytoplasm; nucleus
Source: RefSeq, a predicted model, not a curated record